Messenger RNA from Lycium ferocissimum, 3002 nucleotides. RefSeq names its product ABC transporter G family member 6-like. The record is from RefSeq and is a predicted model, not a curated record. Bases 364 to 2625 code for a protein of 753 amino acids. Gene Ontology annotation, molecular function: ATP hydrolysis activity; ATP binding; ABC-type transporter activity. NCBI's taxonomy places the organism in Eukaryota, Viridiplantae, Streptophyta, Magnoliopsida, Solanales, Solanaceae. The transcript is spliced from 2 exons. Gene Ontology annotation, cellular component: membrane.
UGCUUUUCUUGAAGAGAAGUACAAAGAGUUUUAAUAGUGUGGGGGCUUUAGAAACUUUUUUAGACAAUCCAUUUCAGUCUCUUUUUCACACAAUUUGCUUACCUACUUUCAAUCUACUACACAAUUCCUAAAAGAAGAAAGAACUAUAUAUCAAUCACAUUAACAUAAUUUCCCACAAAAUUCAUCUCAUUUCUUGCCAUUGUUCUCUCCAUAAACAUACCCCAAAUCUCAAUUUUUUCUUACAAAUUAUUGAAUAAUCCAUCUUCCUAUAAAUUUUAAGAAAUUGACCGAGCUUCUCACGACCAAAUUGAAUAUUUUUUUGAACCACGAUAAAAUUUCUUUAUACUGUCAGUGUGGCAAAGAAUGUCGAAGGUAGUAGCGGAGAAUAUAUUACGAGGUGGACAGAGUGAACAAUUUUAUGAUCCAAGAGUACAAUCAAUGGAGAUGUCACAACCAAGCGCGUACUCAUCACCUACUCUCGGUCAAUUAUUAAAGCGCGUGGGUGAUGUUCGAAAAGAAGUCACCGGAGAUGAAACUCCGGUCCAUCAAGUACUCGAUAUGAGUAGUGAUAACCAAAGCAUUGGAUCACCUCACGCGCUUCCUUUUGUACUCUCUUUCAAUAACCUCACAUACAGCGUAAAAACUCGUCGGAAAGUGACUUUUCCAGCAAUUCUCCGGCGACCACAUGCCGGAGCUGCCCCGGGGAUAGGUGAUCCCGUCCCCGAGGAAAAUGUGUUCACGAGGACGAAAGUCCUCCUGAACGACAUCUCUGGGGAGGCUCGGGACGGCGAGAUAGUCGCCGUCCUGGGAGCCUCAGGGUCGGGGAAAUCGACCCUUAUUGAUGGGCUAGCGAACCGUAUAGCGAAAGAGAGUUUAAAAGGGACGAUAAGGUUGAAUGGAGAACCACUUGAUUCGAGAUUGUUGAAAGUAAUAUCAGCAUAUGUCAUGCAAGAUGAUCUUUUGUAUCCAAUGUUGACAGUUGAAGAGACGUUGAUGUUUGCGGCAGAAUUCAGAUUGCCUCGUACUUUAUCUAAAUCAAAGAAGAAAAUGAGAGUACAAGCUUUGAUUGAUCAGUUGGGGUUACGGAAUGCAGCAAAAACUAUUAUAGGAGAUGAGGGUCAUCGUGGAGUGUCAGGCGGUGAACGACGGCGAGUUUCCAUCGGAAUUGAUAUUAUUCAUGACCCCAUCAUCUUGUUUCUUGAUGAGCCAACUUCAGGACUUGAUUCCACUAGUGCAUUCAUGGUGGUGAAGGUCCUUCAAAGAAUUGCUCAAAGUGGAAGUAUUGUGGUCAUGUCAAUUCACCAGCCAAGUUAUCGGAUUCUUGGUUUAUUGGAUCGGAUGCUCUUCUUGUCCCGUGGGCAAACAGUUUAUAGUGGAUCGCCUAUGAACCUUCCACAUUUCUUUGCCGAUUUUGGUCACCCGAUACCAGACACUGAAAAUCGGACAGAGUUUGCCCUGGACCUGAUCCGCGAGCUAGAAGGGUCCCCAGGAGGGACUAAAAGCUUGGUUGAGUUCAACAAAACGUGGCAAAAUACCAAAAGUAGCAAUCAGAAUCCCGAAACAGCAACACCUACCCAUGGAUUAUCAUUGAAGGAAGCAAUUAGUGCAAGCAUUUCUAGAGGGAAAUUGGUUUCAGGAACAACAAGUGAUAUUCAUACUGGUCCUACUUCAUUGGUUCCUACUUACGCGAAUCCAUUUUGGGUCGAAAUGGUUACCUUGUCCAAGAGAUCAUUCACGAAUUCAUGGAGGGUGCCCGAGCUUUUUGGCAUUCGUUUAGGGGCAGUCAUGGUCACGGGUUUCAUCCUGGCAACCAUGUUUUGGAAACUUGACAAUUCCCCUAAAGGGGUUCAAGAAAGACUUGGUUUCUUCGCAUUCGCGAUGUCAACAACUUUCUACACUUGUGCUGACGCGUUGCCCGUCUUUCUCCAAGAAAGGUACAUUUUCAUGAGGGAGACAGCUUAUAAUGCUUAUAGGAGAUCUUCCUAUUGUCUCUCUCAUGCGAUAGUUUCUUUGCCAGCAUUGAUCUUCCUUUCAUUUGCAUUUGCUGCCAUAACUUUUUGGGCUGUGGGCCUUGAUGGUGGAUUUUCGGGCUUCUUAUUCUAUUUCGGGGUAAUCCUGGCUUCUUUCUGGGCCGGGAAUUCAUUUGUCUCGUUCCUCUCCGGUGUAGUCCCCAGUGUCAUGUUAGGUUACACGAUCGUUGUUGCGAUCCUAGCCUAUUUCUUGCUCUUUAGUGGAUUCUUCAUGAAUCGCGACCGGAUCCCACCUUAUUGGAUAUGGUUUCACUAUUUCUCUCUAGUGAAAUACCCUUAUGAAGCUGUGUUACAAAAUGAAUUUGAUGAUCCAACAAAGUGUUUUGUCAGGGGGAUUCAAAUGUUUGAUAAUUCACCACUUGGGAGUGUGCCUAAUGCUUUGAAGGAAAAAUUGUUGAGUACAAUGAGUAACACAUUGAAUGUCAAAAUUACUAGUUCUACUUGUGUGACUACUGGGGCUGAUAUAUUGGUUCAACAAGGGAUAACUGAUUUAAGUAAGUGGAGUUGUUUGUGGAUUUGUAUUGCAUGGGGGUUUUUCUUUAGGGUUUUGUUUUACUUUAGCUUGUUGCUUGGAAGUAAGAACAAGAGAAGGUGAUGUACUACUACUCAGGUUCGUCAAAGGUGAAUUCAAAAUUUGAAUAUAGAUCGAGUUCGAGCUUCAGAUUGGAUUUGUAAGUCCAUUGGUUCUAUGAAGGUGAAUCCAUCUUCGCGCUAAGGGUUGUGUUUGAAUUGUAAACAAUGAAAUCCCUCUUCGGCGGGAUGCUUAUCUUUCUUUCUUUUCUUUUUCUUUUUUGAAGAAAAAUGUGUUUUUUAGAUUUUUCUUUACGUACUCUUUUAUUGUAAAAGAAUAAAUUUGCUUUUUUGACAGUCUGAUUAAUUGAUUAUUAUUUCAAAGUUGAGUUCGAAUUUGAAUAUUGAUCAAGUUCGAGCUUGAGACAUGAUAUAGACGUUUCAUUGCUUCUAUGAUGGAUA